AUGAACAGCUCGGCACCAGGACUCCUCUCAACCGUCAACAUCACUAAAAUGGCUCGCUCCGCCCCCAUCUCGCGCAACGUCGGCCGUCUCUCGCGCUCGCAGGUCGCUGCCAAGCGUGGCCUCUUCAAGGGCAAGAAGACCGCCAAGGUCUCGCCCAAGGCUGAGGUCGCCACCACCGUCGAGAAGCAGAUCGGCGGCAAGGCCAACGGCGAGAAGCGCGUCAUCCCCACCCAGAAGGCUUCGAAGUUCUACCCCACCGAGGACGUCCGUGUCCCCAAGGUCUCGCGCAAGCAGGCCGGCAAGACCAAGCUCCGUGCUUCGAUCACCCCCGGCACUGUCCUGAUCCUCCUCGCUGGCCGCUUCGCUGGUCGCCGUGUUGUCUUCCUUAAGCAGCUCGACUCGGGUCUCCUCCUUGUCACCGGCCCCUUCAAGCUCAACGGUGUCCCCCUCCGUCGCGUCUCGCAGGCUUACGUUAUCGCCACCUCGACCAAGGUUGAGAUCGCCGACGUCAAGGUCCCCGAGACCGUCAACGACGCCUACUUCGUCAAGUCCAAGGCCGCCAAGGCUACCAAGGAGGGCGAGUUCUUCGGCGAGGGUGCCGAGAAGAAGACCUUCCCCGAGGAGAAGAAGUCGGAGCAGAAGGCCGUCGACGCCCCCGUUCUUGCCGCUGUCAAGAAGGUCGACAACCUCUCGAAGUACCUCAAGGCUUCGUGGGGUCUCUCGAAGGGCGACCGCUUCCACGAGCUCAAGUUCUAA
Apiotrichum porosum is the source of this 756-nucleotide messenger RNA. RefSeq lists its product as uncharacterized. Bases 1 to 756 code for a protein of 251 amino acids. Lineage: Eukaryota; Fungi; Basidiomycota; Tremellomycetes; Trichosporonales; Trichosporonaceae. Gene Ontology annotation, biological process: cytoplasmic translation; ribosomal large subunit assembly. Gene Ontology annotation, molecular function: structural constituent of ribosome; RNA binding. The transcript is spliced from 3 exons. Gene Ontology annotation, cellular component: ribosome; cytosolic large ribosomal subunit. The record is from RefSeq and is a predicted model, not a curated record.